Molecule: messenger RNA, 2388 nt
Organism: Corylus avellana
Lineage: Eukaryota; Viridiplantae; Streptophyta; Magnoliopsida; Fagales; Betulaceae
Source: RefSeq, a predicted model, not a curated record
AUGGCCAAACCAGCUCUGUUCCACAUUGCUGCGAGUAUCAUUAGGAGUUUGGGAUCUCUUGCUCUCCAAGAGAUUGGACUUCUAUGGGGUUUCAAAGAUGAGCUUCAAAAGCUCAAGAACACGGUUUCCACUAUCCAAGCUGUGCUUUUGGAUGUGGAGGAGAAGCAGACCCACAACCAUGGGGUCAAAGAUUGGCUUGGGAAGCUGAAGGAUGCCAUGUACGAUGCCGAUGACUUGCUGGAUGACUUCUCCACUCAACUUCUACGAAGGCAAGUGAUGACACGGGACAAGAAGGUGGGUAAAGAGGUGCACAUAUUCUUUUCCAAAUCGAACCAACUUGUAUAUGGCCUUAAAAUGGGUCAUAGGAUCAAGGCAGUUAGGGCGAGACUGAAUGAAAUUGCAGAUGAUAAGAUCAAAUUUGGCUUCACUGAGCGCCUUAUAAUGACACAUGAGUUUGAGCAUAGGAAAAGAGAAGACAUACACUCUUUUGUCCCCGAGGAACAAGUCAUUGGGAGAGAGGGUGAAAAGAAGCCAACACAAGAACUAACAGAGUUGUUAUUGGAUCCCAAUGUAGAAGAGAACGCUUUUGUCAUUCCCAUAGUUGGGAUUGGUGGACUAGGUAAGACCACACUUGCUCAGUAUGUGUUCAAUGACGAUGAAGUCAAAAGACAUUUUGAGCUAAGACUCUGGGUGUGCGUCUCUGAUCCUUUUGAUGUGAAAAUUAUUGUUGCACAACUCAUAGAAUCUGCAACUAAAAGGAGCCCUGAAAGCCUUGAGAUGGAUUUGUUACAAAGUCAGCUUCGAGUAGAAAUUGAUAGGAAGCUAUAUUUACUUGUUUUAGAUGAUGUAUGGAGCGAGAAUCGCGGUACAUGGUUGAACUUGGAAACACUUUUAUCUGGUGGCCUGAAGGGAAGCAAAGUUUUGAUUACUACACGUAGCAAACGAGUUGCAGAGAUUACAGGCCCAGUGUCGCCGUAUCUUUUGGGAGGUCUAUUUGAAAGCAAUUCUUGGAAUUUAUUUAAGAAAAUGGCAUUUAAAGACGGGGAAGAGCCAAAAAAUCAAAAGCUAAUAGAAAUUGGAAGGGAUAUCGUGUUGAUUCAUCUAUGGGCGGCUCAAGGCUUUCUUCAUUCGUCAUAUGGAAACAGACAUCUUGAAGAUAUUGGUCGCAAGUAUUUUAUGGAUUUGCUUUUGAGGUCAUUUUUCCAAGACGUACAAAGAGAUGGAUUUGGUAAAAUAGUAAAGUGCAAAAUGCAUGACCUUAUUCACGAUCUUUCACAAUCAAUAACAGGUGAGGAGUGCACAAUUUUAUAUCCAAAUGGAGAAAACGUAGUUGGAAGAACUCGUUAUGUGACAUUUCAUUCUUCAGAUUCAUUACUGGAUAUUCCCACUCUUUUGCCCAAGGCUAAAAAAAUGAGAAUACUUCUUCUAGGAAUUCCAAUACUUCCAGGAUUUGUUGAUCUGUUUAACGUGAACAUUGCGGGUUUAGAGCACUCGAGAUCUUCUCCAUCAGAAGCAAAGGAUGCAAACUUGGAGAGGAAACGACAGCUUCAACAUCUGAUAUUAGAGUGGAACCCAGAAUAUGGUGAUGGAAGUGAUAAGGCAAUUGCAAAUGAUGAACAACAGUUGCAAAAUCUUCGGCCACACCUAAAUUUGAAAUCAUUAUAUAUUAUAGGGAAUUGCCCUAUGAUGUCCCUAACAAGACCCUCCUCUUCCUCUCCCCUUUCCGAUCUCUCCAAAUUGAAGUAUCUUUAUCUCAUGGAAUUAGAGCAACUUGAAUAUGUGCCACUAGAGUGGUUGCAAAACCUCACUUCUCUUGAGACCUUGAAGAUUUGGAAUUGUUGUAAAACCAUGUCUCCACUAUUUCAACAUCUCACCUCACUUAAAAAUCUGUGUAUUUUUCGCUGCAAAGAACUUAUCAGCAAUAAGAAUGAAGAUGGCGCACAUGGCCUUGGACCUACAAGAUUUGGUCAUCUAUCUAUUGUAGGCGUUCCAAAUUUGGUUUCUCUCCCAAGAGAGCUUAGAGAUGUUACCACUCUACAAGGGCUUCAAAUUAUGGAUUUCCCUAGUUUGGUGUCUUUUCCGGAGUGGAUAGGUGAUCUCACUUCACUUCAGGAGCUUGGAGUCGUAAAUUGUCUCAAUUUAAUAUCACUGCCCGAAGGUAUGUGCCGCCUCACCGAGUGUCCUUGGUUGGAGGAAAGAUGUGAACAAGGAAGGGGAGUGGAUUGGCCAAAGAUUGCUCACAUCCUAAACUUUCGAAUUGGUGGAGAUGGUCAUUGUAAAGAAUGGACAGCAAACCAAAGUCACCAAUUUCUUGAGGAACAAAGUAAGAUUUUACAUAUGGACGCUUCUUCAGACCUUGCCAACAAUCAGAUUUGUGCAAAGCUCUAA